UUCACCCAAAUGGGCAGUUUUGAUGGCUUCAAGUUUGAAGGUUCAAAAUCUGGUUUCCAUUUUUGGAGAUAUAGAAUUUUGUGCCUUACAUGCUAUGGCACCUUGGAACAAAGAAUCCAAUCUCUAGUGGUGGAAUCAGGUAUCUUGAACAUAAAAGUACUAUUCCCAACACCAGUCACAAGAAUCUUUCCUUUUCUACCCUAAAGCUUAGUCACAGUGUAAGCAACAUCUCCAUAGUUAGGUGAGGAAUUACCAAUAAAAGAACCCACUAAACAAUCUUCCCAAGAUUUAACCCUUUCUUCAUGCACAAAUCUAGGCGACUUAACCACUAAUUUGCCAUCACAUAUCUCAGGAGGAUGGUAAGAAAGAGUACCUUUCUUUAAGCAUGAUUGUAGGAUCGGUGACUGGGCAAGUGGGCGACAUCAUCAAUGAGGCAUAUGCUGGAGCUGAGGGAGUGGGGUGGGGUGGAGCAUGGGAGAAGUGGAAGUACUCAUUGGUGGACAAGAACUUGAAAUUUCGGGCUAAUUCUAGUGGGAAAGCACCAUCGAAGAACAACCGACAGUAGUUACUUUUUCUCACUCUAGGCCAUCAUUACCCAAAGAGAAAGAAGUCCUUGUUAAUACCUUAUUAUUAUUAUUAUUAUUAGAGAUACGAUAUUGCUCCUUAAAUCCUAGUCCAAAUGGUAGCAAAUAGUAAUUAGUGAGUUCGAGUUCUGGGACCAACACUUAAGAAAUUAAAAUAAUAAUU
Messenger RNA from Rubroshorea leprosula, 747 nucleotides. The record is from the annotation of a GenBank genome assembly. Lineage: Eukaryota; Viridiplantae; Streptophyta; Magnoliopsida; Malvales; Dipterocarpaceae.